This is a messenger RNA of Penicillium malachiteum, 1860 nucleotides long. Its product is annotated as DUF2985 domain-containing protein. NCBI's taxonomy places the organism in Eukaryota, Fungi, Ascomycota, Eurotiomycetes, Eurotiales, Aspergillaceae. The record is from RefSeq and is a predicted model, not a curated record. The coding region runs from base 1 to 1860 and encodes 619 amino acids. The transcript has 3 exons.
AUGGAUCGCAUUGAGCCUGCGGAGGAGAGGACUCCUCGGGAGAACACCCCAGAGUUCCAGUCUGACCAAACAACUCCUGAAAGACCUGUGCUGUCGACUUUGCAAACCCCCGGUCGACCUCGCGCUCCAUCCACUCGUUCCCGCCGACCGAGCAUCCGUCUAUCGCGAUUACCCUCGGCUUCGUCUUUGGGGCCCGACAACAAACAAUCGCAAGCAGACCCCGGAAUUGGAUCAUCACUGCAACGCCAGGUCUCUGUGCGUUCACCAGUCGCAGAAGAAGAUGAAUCGGUGCAUGCAGGGAGACGGCGGAGCAGUUCCGAGCCCCGACGUGGUCGGUGGUCAUCGCCUCCUUCGAAUAUCCCGCCGCAGGUGGCAACACCCAUGCGCAUGAUGCCUUUGAGCGAGGAAUCCUCUCAUCAUAGCCCUUUACCGACCCCUCAGGCCUCUGGUGCUCAGGGGUCUGACUUAAAUGCUCCGACCGAACUCGAGGCGCCUGCUCCGACUUUACAACCCCCUCGUAGUAUGCUACGACGGACGAGCCAAGCUGCGCUGAAACCGUUUACACGAAAUCGCGCAUCUACCGUGACGGGUGCUCCACAGCGUACUGCAGACGAGCAACAAGAGCCGCGGAUCAACGAAUAUGGACCUCAUGUUGUUGAUGUGCUGGAUGUUAUUGAUCCUGAGGUUUCUGCGCUUUCAACUCUUACCAAUGUUCAAAAUUCACUCUUCGUACCUAAUCUCGGUGGUUGGAUCAAUCGUAUGCCGACCUACACUAUUACGCGGGCACCCCCCUCCGAUGAAGAACAAGGCACCACAACAGAUGAGGGCGAGGGAUCGGACGAUUCCAAGGCAGAAAGACCGACUUUGGAACAGUUGCGUCCCUUCUCGAGCAUGUCAUCGGUAUUGGCGGGGCCACGUUACGCUGUCUUGCCGGAGGGACACGAAUUGGAAGGAUGGACCAAGGAAGAUUUUGCUGAAUUGAAUGAUCAUGUUCGACAUAUGCUUCAUUCCCGUCGGUCAAAGUUCAAACGGGCCAUGAAGGGAUUCGGGCAGUAUGUUCGAAAACCUCUUGGCUUCCUCGUGACGCUUUAUGCAACCUUAAUCACUCUAUUCGGUCUCGCCUGGGUACUUUUCUUGAUCGGUUGGAUUAAUGUUAAGGGUCGGCAGAGUUAUCUCAUCAACAUUAUCGACAACGUUCUUGUGGGUCUAUUCGCUAUUAUGGGUGAUGGCCUUGCUCCCUUCCGAGCCGUCGACACAUACCACAUGGUUUUCAUCGCUCACUAUACCCACAAGACGUGGAAGAUCCGUGAUAAGAAGGGUCUCCCGGGUCUCAAGGACAAGAAUGAUCUUCCAGCUCGGCCCGAGAAGGAUGUCGAUAUCGAGCUUGGCGACUCACCCAAGGAGGAAGAAAAGGAGUUCACAGUCCUUGACCCUGCACAGCAGCUCAAAUUGAUGCAUCAUCAGACCAAGUUUGCCAAGUCUCACACUUUCUAUAAACCCCAUGAAACAAUGACUCACCACGCCUUCCCGAUGCGCAUGCUUGUCGCUAUCGUGGUUAUUCUCGACUGCCACUCUUUGCUCCAGAUGGCGCUUGGAGCCUGCACCUGGAGUAUGGAGCCCCCAAAACACCGUCCAUUCGCCCUUACUACCGUCAUCCUGUGUUGUUCAAUCACCUGUAACAUUACCGGUGGUGUGCUCAUCAUGAUCGGAGAUCGGAUGACGCGCAAGAAAGAUAUUGUGGAGCGUCUCUUCCGACAACAGCUGACGGAAGAAGCCAUGAGGAAGAUGGAGAAACGAAAAAUCAAGGAAGAACGUCGCAGCAUGCAAGCCGAACGCCCUCGGCCUUUCAAUGGCACCUGA